AUGAACGAGAAAGAAAAGCAGAAGGAUGGGAAGCAAGGGAAGGUGAAGGGCAGACCAAAGAGCUCAUCUGUAGGUUACGAGAUACAUAGGUUGAACAAGAAAUUGGAGCGCUAUGAAGGGACCGCAGACUUAAUUGACCCCGAAGACCUAAAGAAGAAUGUGAAGGGGAUUAUGUCACAAAAUGAUAGGCAUAAAGGGUAUGCACAGAGAAAAAUAAGAAAGAGUUUUAAUUCUAAUGAUAGGGGUGAUAUGGGUGAUGAUGGAAUUUGUUUUGAUUAUGACGAUGUAACGAACAUUGGCAAAGAAGCUUCUCAUAUUGCCGAGGCUGUUGCGCAAACAGAGAAGGAAGCAGAGAAAGGUGAAUGGCAAGAAAUAGAGGUUGCGAAUAUGGAGAAAUCCGUGCAUAGCGAGGAGGAUAAGAAAGAGCAAGAGAGAGAGGAUGAGAAGAAAGAGGAAGAGCAAGAGAUGGAGAUGAAAGAGGAAGAGAAGGAGGCAGCGAAGGAGGAAUGGGAAGAGAUGGAGGUUGAGAAUGUGGGGAAAGCUGUAGAUAGUGAGGAGGAUAAGAUAGAUGAAGAGAGAGAGAGGAGGAGAAGAAAGAGGGAGAGAAGGAAGGGGUAG
Molecule: messenger RNA, 618 nt
Organism: Asparagus officinalis (garden asparagus)
Lineage: Eukaryota; Viridiplantae; Streptophyta; Magnoliopsida; Asparagales; Asparagaceae
Exons: 2
Coding region: 1-618 (205 amino acids)
Source: RefSeq, a predicted model, not a curated record